ACCAAACCAGCCCUACGUUUAAUCUCCCUUUUCCGCGCUGCAGGUGUUGAUCAAAUAAGCUUUUCUACCAAGUCCCAGUUCCAUCUGCCCCGUUACGCAGCUCCCAUUCAUGGACUUUGAGGCAGUGAAGCGAUCGCUGGAGGCAGCAGCGGAGGAGAUCCUCCCAUCCCCGUCCCUCGACGCCCUGCCCUCCAAAUUUUACGACGCCUUCGUCCUCCAUGGCCUCCGCGUUGACCUUCUCGAACCCGGCCGCCUCCUUUGCUCCAUGACCGUCCCUCCCCGCCUCCUCAACACCGGCAAGUUUCUACACGGCGGCGCCACCGCUUCCCUGGUCGAUUUGGUCGGGUCCGCCGCCUUCUACACUGCCGGGGCUCGGACCAAGGGUGCCCCUCUGGAGAUGAGCAUCGCCUACUUGGAUGCCGCCUUUGUCCAUGAAGACAUUGAGAUCGAAGUGAAGGUUCUACGGGCUGGAAAGGCUGUGGGGGUUGCCACUGUAGAGCUAAGGAAGAAGAAGACUGGAAAGAUCAUAGCUCAUGCACGUUACACCAAGUACCUUGCUGUACCUAGCAAUUUAUAAAGGGAUGUUUUCUUAUACUUAAGCUGCAAUUAAAGCUUUAUUUGCGUCUAUUAACAAAAAGUAAAAAGAAAAGCUUUAUUUGCUUAUGACUGGUAAUGCUUGAAAAUUUGGCGCAUCUUGUUGUAGAAUUGAUAGUAUAAUAUUUUCUGCGUACAGGCUUUAUUAUGCAUUCUAUGUUUUAUUUUCA
Messenger RNA from Phoenix dactylifera (date palm), 764 nucleotides. RefSeq lists its product as uncharacterized. The record is from RefSeq and is a predicted model, not a curated record. NCBI's taxonomy places the organism in Eukaryota, Viridiplantae, Streptophyta, Magnoliopsida, Arecales, Arecaceae. Gene Ontology annotation, molecular function: fatty acyl-CoA hydrolase activity.